This is a messenger RNA of Closterium sp. Yama58-4, 1053 nucleotides long. The record is from the annotation of a GenBank genome assembly. NCBI's taxonomy places the organism in Eukaryota, Viridiplantae, Streptophyta, Zygnematophyceae, Desmidiales, Closteriaceae.
AUGGAGGUACUGGAGUUGCCAGUGCUGGUGGUGCUGCUGGUGCUGGAGGUGCUGGUGGUGCUGGCACUGCUGGUCCAGGAGGUGCUCGUACUGGAGGUACUGGAGCUGCCGGAGCUGGAGGUGAUGCGGGCACUGGAGCUGGAGACCCUGGAGCUGGAGGCGCUGGAGCUGGAGGCACUAGAGCUGGAGGCACUGGAGCUGGAGGAGCUGGAGCUGGUGACCCUGGAGCUGGCAGUGCUGGAGCUGGAGGCCCUGGAGCUGGAGGCGCUGGAGCUGGAGGUUCUGGAGCUGCUGGAGGCGCUGGAGCUGCUGGUACUCGUAGUGGUAGUGUUGGAGCUGGUGGUACUGGUGCUGGUGGUACUGCACAGCAGCGACUGUUCUUCGUUCCACCGUCACCGUCGUCACUGCCACCACCUGACUCGGUGUAUCGCCAGGUUCUUAGCCUCCCAUCUUCAACUAACCUUACUCCUCCCUUACUGUGUCCAUAACCUGAACAGUCACGGCCACAGCUACAGCCAGACUCCCCACUGCCUGGUCCUUCUCCUUACACUACACAGACAGACUCCCUUGCAGAGCGUCGUGAGCCUGAGUCUCAACUUGCCUUGCCUGUUCGCGCUGUUUGCACUAGUCGCCGUGUUCCUCGUGCACGUCCUCCUCCUGUCCCCGGCAUUCACACUAUGUCACUUCGUCUUUCCUCUUUUCCACGUCCCACUGCCGUCUCCUCCUGCGUCCUCUCUUCCGCACGUUCCGGACCCUGAGUCUGACUUGGUUCAUGUUGCUAGCCCUACUGUCACACGUCUGUUAGCCACUGUUGUCACUGACCCUUCGUUUGAGUCCGCUGCUACGUCUGCCUUAGUUGCUGAGCUUGUUGACUUUGCUGCUGCGUAUCGUCUUGACUACGCCAUUACUCUUGUUGCUGAGUCUGAGUCUGUCUGUCCUCCAUCCGUCGGGGGUGAGUGUGCUCUUGGCACAGACGUCCUUGAGGAUAGGCAGGAGGACUGCUUGUCUUGCAGCUACUGUACCUCAUCUCGUGGCCAUGCUGCUUGCACCUGA